Molecule: messenger RNA, 4315 nt
Organism: Anopheles cruzii
Lineage: Eukaryota; Metazoa; Arthropoda; Insecta; Diptera; Culicidae
Gene: jdp
Product: J domain-containing protein
Exons: 5
Coding region: 590-1132 (180 amino acids)
Cellular component (GO): cytoplasm
Source: RefSeq, a predicted model, not a curated record
UAUUAAGGGUUUUAUGAAGUAACACAAUUUAGUGAAUCGAGUGUUCCACGAGUGUUCGAUGUACUAGUGGUCGAUCGAGGUAAACACACUUACACACGGUGCUGCGUUCUCCACGUACACUCUAACAGUGUGUUCCAGGCGGCUAGUGUUUCUGAUCGUGGUGCUGCUGCUGUGUUCUAGAGUUGACUGCUGUUGGUUGUUGUGUGAAAACUGAGCUCGAACUCGCGCUUUGGCUUUGUGGUAACCCCAGAAGACAGCGUCGGCAGCGUGCUGUUCCGGGUGGAAGCAAAAACCCCGCGAUCAUCCCCGGUGUGAUUAGCCCCCGGCAGUUAGAGCGGUGCGGUUCCCAACCAGCGAAGGAUUUUUUGCGCCAGGCACGAAGGCAGCUUCAGCCCACUAGAAGAGCCCACAGCCACGUACGUGCGAACGCAGCGAGGAGUACACACACCCGCAAUCAAACUGUUCCCGGAUCGGUGUCCGAGAAAGGUGGCACAAGCAACUUACUGUGCAAAACGGCAAGGGCGCGUACUACAUUAGCAUACCCCCAGCAGCCAGCUAGCCAUCAGCAGGCAUCAGCAGUAUCAGCAUUAUGUCAAGUGGUGUUGAAGAAAUCCUUUCCUACAAGCGCGACUCGAAGGAGGACCUCUAUGGGCUGCUGAACUGCAAUGAAACCUCAACGGUUGACCAGAUUCAAGCGGAAUUUAAAAUAUUGGCCCUGCAGUACCACCCGGAUAAAAACGCUGGCGACAAGGAGUCGGAGGCAAAGUUUCAGCAGUUGAAAGAAGCGAAGGAAACUCUGUGCGAUCCGGAGAAGCGGGCCAGCUACGACAAGUGGCGCAACAGUGGCAUCCAGAUCAGCUACAAAAACUGGCUCGGAAUGAAAGAGCACGUCCAGCAGAGCAUGCACUGGGCUAUCCCGAAGACCAAAGAUCGAAUGCUACCGGACGGUGCCGGUGCUUCCGGCCCCGCUGCUGCUGGCUCCGGUUCCGGGCUUAGUGCCGCUCAGCCCAACCCGGCCCACCGGCGCGCCUCGGAAGGAGGAGCAGCCCUCUACUACGGCAGCCGGAAGGGUGAAUGGGGCUCGGAAAACUCGAGCGAAGUUGUCAACAAGUUCCGCAACUAUGAGAUAUAAAGUGGAUCUGCAGUAACGCAUGAUACGCAUGCCGUUUCACUCCUAUGUCCCGUCUAUCGUUGAACCCGGCCCGGCUGUACGAAACACGACAUAGUAAGCGAUGGGAAUUUAAGAGCAACAACCACCUCGUUACAUUCGCCCCAACUUAGUCGAUUGAAAGCACGUCGAUAGUUAAUUUCCCCAUGAUCUGAUUCAGAGACAGUGCUUGGAUGGCACAUUUUGUUAUCUUUUGUUGUAGUUAGGUUUGUUUAGUAUUAAGUCACUGUUUUAUCAUCAUUGUUAUCAUUGUUAUUUUUUUUUCUUUUGUCAUAAUUUUCUUUCUCUUUGGUAACGAUUUACGAACAUUCCACAGUGUUAGCAGAAAUUCGUUAGCUGGGCCGAUAGGCAACACAUAGCAUACAUAUAUUAAAAGAACCCAUAACAAAUGAUUCAUCCCAAUCCCAAAAACGCCACAAUCCACUGCAGGGAUUUAUGAUCGAACGAAGAUGGUUACAAAACAGUGACAGUACACGCCACGCUGAAAGAGUGCACCGAACGUAUAAUUUACCUACGAGUGUAUGUCGCAUGACAUGAAACAUUCCAGCCGCCAUUGGCAAUUUAACCGAACAUUGCAGUAGGCCACACACAUUGGCGAAGACUCGUUCUUUCUCAAAUGAGAUAGAGAGAAAAACAAACCCAAAAUUCUCCCCCAUCAUGAUCGCAAAAUCUCUCGCGCUCUCAGUCUUCCCUGCUCUCACUCAGAAUGCCGUAAUCGAUUGACAUUGUACAUUUUACUUAUGCUAAGUGGAUGAUGGUAAUUUUGCGAAAAGCAGAGAAGUUAACCAACCGCGUACAGGGUUGUAACUUAACAAACGAUGACGACAAUGGUUGCGAAUAUAUGGUGGUAUGUGUGUGCCGUGACGAACCAAACUAAACAUUCAACUUCCGCGGAACAGCUGUUCGGAAGGAUCGGCAAAAGUGACCGCCGAGAAUCAUUUAAAUUUAGCAAAUGCAAUGAUGUAAGACGUCGAAACACGACAAGAGUAAUGAUUUCCAUAAGAACCGGGUUUAAAAGCGCAUAGAACAUAUUUGCGGUGUUUACCUCAAAGAUUUGCUGCUCGCAACCAAGCGACCUUGGUGGAAUAGAACACCAUUCGAAACCAGGCAAAUCGAACCGAUGCUCUCUAUUUUAUAGUAUUUUACGGUACACACUGUGGCGAUUGCUGCGAUGCAUACGACAUAUACCUACCUGUAUACCUUUUUACUUAUAUGUGGUGAUACCCAUAGGAGAAAGAGAGCUUCGCUUUCGACAAUGUACCAUUUUAAAUCAAGCUAUGUAGGUGAUAAUAAGUGAAUGUAAAACCUCCGUACCAGUUGUGCUCUAUCUUAUCGUCCCACCUCUCGUCCCGCCAGUCCAAUCGAGAAAAUCUGCUAAGGAUGUGCUGCAAAUGUGCGUCGGUGUAUGUAGGAUACCCUGUGAAGCACGCAUUGACACUCCCCCUGCAAUGGUGUUGUGGUGGUGGUGGAACCUGCGACAAAACUUGCAUGAAAAGAAAACCCUUUUUGAGAUAUUUUUAACCACCCGAAAAAAAAAUUGAAGCACCUCUCACCAAACGUUCUACACUAAAAAAAGACACAUCCAAAAAGGCAUCCCUAAACGCCUGUGCUUAGAAGCACAACGAUUCACUUCGGAAGAGUAACAGUACUCAAAGUAGCAAUUUAAAUGUCACUGGAACAUGGAAGCAAUCAAAAACACAAAAAUAUGAAACAAACUGAAACUUUACGGAACCUGAAGAAACCUGGCUCUCGAGACUGAAUGUGUUUGGGUUUAUUUUUCCAACUAUUUACAUAAACACGUGUGUUUAGAUUAGCUCUUAACGUGGAACAUCCUUAAACACAAACCCACACGCACUUCCUUCCGUUCGACAAUUGCUUCCGGUGAGGUCAACUAAAUUCACACUAUUGAAGAAAAAAAAAACCUUCCGGGCGGAGAUCAGAUACUGGCACUGUUUCAGGAGUUGCUCUGCAUAGAAUGUAGCACAAAAAAAUGUCCCUGUGGUGCAGGAACCCAGAUUAUGCGUCUAUUGUCGUUCUACGUUAUAUGUCGUAUCAGAAGUUAAGGAGAUUUAUAAACACAUAAAUGUGACGUGAGAUAGCAGCACAUGCGAUGACCAGAAUUUGUUACCUGCGAUGACCUGCUGUUAAUUAUCUUGUUGUUGGAAGCUCUAAAAAAAGACACUAAUCUUAAUAAUAUUGCUAUUCAUUACCAUUAAUUAAACAGGUGCCAAGAAGGUUGGAAAAACAAUAUCAAACUGUAGAACCCAAAAGAUAAACCCGUUAUUCGGCAGCAAAUCGUGAAUUGAACGUUCAAGCUAUGCCGGUGCAGAUCGGGUUGCAAUCAGGUCAAAGGACCAAAGCUGAAAAUACGCAGCCCCUAUAAGGGGAUGAUCCCAAAUGUGAUUUUACGUUGUUGUUCCUAUCCUGUGUCCCUAUCUUCCGGGAAGAUAUUAGCAAACGUUGGUUAAAAAUUAAACGGACUCUACGUUCAACAGUUCGACGGCAUGAUAGAUUCGAAUGCAAACGGUAGAAGGAAAACCCAAUCUUUCUUAGAUUGACAUACGGGCCCCCAAAACACAGCCAGGCACCCUACAAAGCUGAAACUUGUUAAAUACGUUCCAUAGCAAGCCAAGACAAAACAAUAUGAACCCAAUUGAAGUUUGUUGUGGGGAAUUCAAUGGUUUGCAAACCACAUAUUCAAUGUUUAGCAGUACCCACAAGUAUACACAAGAGUAUAGUAACAACUGCUGUUACUACCGACAAACAACCAUUUGAAUGCAUGAAGGAAGAUAAACACUACAGUACACAAAAUACAGAUGAUAUACACACAAACAAAACAAACAUACACUCCCAUACAUACAGAAAUACACAAGAUGAUGCACGCCCGAAGGCGAAACAUUUGAACACUAAUUAGUUUAAAACGUAUUAAACAAGCAAAAUAUUAUAAAACAAAAGCGAUCAAUGUAUGACAAAGUGUGCUCUUCACUUCCAGCCGUUUGCUUAGCGUGCGCAUGAUCCCUGCGCAGCGUUAAACUUUUCUACAAAAAGUAACAACCGUUAGUGGAGCGCUACCACCUACCGAUGGCAGUGGUUGAUGCCCAACUUUACCCCUUUUACACACUGAAUAAAGUAACAUUUUGCAACUCU